Anopheles stephensi (Asian malaria mosquito) is the source of this 3333-nucleotide messenger RNA. RefSeq lists its product as uncharacterized. Bases 1070 to 3145 code for a protein of 691 amino acids. The record is from RefSeq and is a predicted model, not a curated record. The transcript has 2 exons. Lineage: Eukaryota; Metazoa; Arthropoda; Insecta; Diptera; Culicidae.
UCGACGCGGGGCGCGCGAGCGCGAAUCAAUCCGCGUUAGUGAGUGGUUGUUACAAGAAAAAAAAGAAAAGAAAAUAAAGAAGAAAAAAAAGCACCCAGCACAGUCACUCAGAGAGCGAUUGCGGUUUUGCAGCACUGGUACGAUCCCUUCUGGUUUCUUUCAUACUCGAAUCAUCGGAUUCGAUGCACGUGCUUCAGCAAGGCGGGCCGGGUCGUGCGAUUCCAGUGUGGGAAUUAUGCGCGGUUAGUACUUAAGUGCGAACCAUUGCCGCUACCAUCUUUCUGCUGCGAUUUGACAACAGUAACGGUGCUUGGUUGUGAAAUGGCUCCCAGCUAGAAAAGUGAUCUGAAGUGAUGUGCCUUUCUUCUUCGUGAGUGUUGUGACUAGUUGAUGGGGAGGCAUUAAGUGUCCGUUCAAAAUCCGAAAGUUUCUAAAAUUUCCCGCGAGGGUUGAUGAAUCGUGUGUGUGAUAUGCAGGGGAAAAAUUGGUUUGAAAAAUAGAAAAAGAGCAGUGAAUAUAUGUGUCGGUUUCAGUGCAGUACGCAAUAAAUGGAAGCAACGCAACCGUGUCUGUGAAUUCAAUCAACCAUAGUGACGAGUGAGUGAAUGUAGUUUUUGCAAGUGUUUCAAGCGGUGGUCCGGGUGCUAGAACGUAACGUGAAUAUCGUAUUAUAUUUUGUUAGUGCAGGUGGUUUUGUGUGAACGAAAGGGCCGCGGGGUCACCAGUGUGUGCAUCAGCGGAGUUUUGCUGAGUUAGUGCAAACAAAAUACAGCUGGAUAUAGUUCUUCAUUCCUCAAGAAGAUCUCCAACACGCCAUCAACGACACAACAGCGUCAUUGCUCGAUUGCUUGGUGUUGAGUAAUUGAUCGAGAAUGAGCUCGUGCAGGGCGAUGCGUAAACUUAACGGUCGAUUGAAUGCUUCAAAAACGAAGUGACUAAAGUUCAUCGGAAAGGGCUUACCGCGAAGGUGACAAGUGGUCGCGAUGAUACGACAAGGAUGAGUCCCGCGUUCGUCAUCAGCGAGAUAAGCGCUUGGAAGCCGCACACCCUCAAGCCCUAAGUGCUGGCAAUGGCCAACAGGUGCCCGCCAACAUCACCAUCGUCAACUUCCGCACCAGCGACCGAACCGUCGGCCCAGUCAACAUUGUCCUCGCCCGCAAUCGCACCAUCACCGUCAUCGUUAUCCAGCGCGGGAGUGGCAGCGCUCGGGGAAAUCUCAAGGCCUCGCCCGGUAGCGGUUACAAGCCGUACCGUGGGCGGUACGGUGGUUGGCGGCCUAAUUGGAAAGUUUGAAUGCACCAGGUCCGAUUCUCCUGCUGCUGACGUCAAAGUGACAGCAAACACUUGUCGAGCGAGCGAUAGCGCGCUUAUCACCAACAGGGGCUGUCCCAUCACACGCGGAUCGAGCCCGCCGUCGGGCGAAACCGGAGCGGUCGUUGGGUUCCGGGAGACUGUGACCGGUAACCGUAACGAAUGUACUGAUAAGACCACCACCAUGGGCGUCGGUGGAACGGGCGGUCGGCUAGGGAAUCGGUCCGGUGAGCUGGUGAAUUCAGAUGGCAUGGAUGCCUGUGUACAUAGAACCCGCGAGCGUCAACGAAAAACGGUCGUCUACAGUCGUCUUUGCUUGGACGAUGCAUUGCUCAGGGAUAUGGAACUGCUGGAUUUGGAUGCCCGAAAGACAAGCGACUUAGCGAUUGUGGGUGGGCGGUCCGAUCAGCGGGACGAACCCGCAUGGUCGUCGGGACAGACGGAAGUGAUCCGUUUUCCGUGCGUAGAGCGACUGAUCGAACUGUACGCAAACAUCAUCCGCCAGAAGGAGGCUGAAGUGCAAAGAUUUAUGAGCAGUAUUGUAAGGAACGGUGAUAAAAGUCGAUUAGAUAAGGGCGCGUUACCGUCGGCGAAGGAACGCCGGCGACGGGCUACGGAGGAAGAUGGGCCGCACGGGAGCAAAUUACAGCAAGGUGACAUACGCAAGGAACCCUCGCUACCUGCGUCAGUAUCGCUGGAAGCGUUGUCACGUACGAAGACGGCACUGGCUCGAGACCUGGUGGGUGACUGCAUGCGCACCAGUACGGCACAGUCCAUCGAAGAAGCGGUACGCGUUAGCCGCACGAAAGAAAGCUCCAGCCCGGCCCAGUCGGAUGAAGGUUGGCGCAGUAGCACACAGCCCAGCCCGUACGGUUCUAGUGACGAAGAGGAACGCCCGCUGCAGGUGGAGGAAGAACCACCCCCGGACGCGAUGAAGAACCGGGACAAGGUAACGCGUUCGUCCAGCUCGGAUUCCGCCCUCGGUCUGGACGAUGAUCUCAGCCAGCAGGAACAGCAACAGAUGAUCGCUACCGUCGGUAAGGUGCGAAGGCUUACGCUCGGUGUGUCGGACAUUCCGCUACGUUCGGCGUUACUACCAGUUCCGGAACCGUCCACGCUACCCAGCCUGACGGCAGCACCUACCGACCACUGUCCAACGGUGGUUCGCAGCAAGAUGAUUCUGGAAGCUCAGCUUAUUGAAUUACCGCUCGCAGAUGGUAAUGGGACGUCCGAUCAGUCCGGGCAAAACCAGCAGCUCGGUUGUCCACCGAGCACGUCCGUUUCACGGCGCGAAUCUGCCCAAAGCUACAUCAGUGAUAUAGGCGAAGGUGUUCGCUACGUGCGAACACCGUCAGUGGUCGUAUCGGACUACUCGGACGAUACGAUGUGCGGCAUCACGCUGGAGGAAAUUGAGUACUUCCGGCGGCACCGGUUACGCCGCGGUUCGGCCGACUGUGAGUCGGACAUAAGUGCGGCCUCGUCGUGCAGCAAUCUAAACUACUGCGGGUCGUCGAUUAGUGCGCUGGACGGGUGCGAGUACCAGUGUGGACUGCGGACACCCGAACGGAAGGUGUCCGACUGUUCGACCUGUUCCACGGUUAGCUGUGAUGAGGACGAAGGCUACUCGGUGGUACGAUCCAAACUUGCCAGCCUCGUCCUACCGUCGGAUCCGGUACCGGAGGAGACGGAAAUUUCCGCAAAGUCAGACCCGCCGGUUAUCAGCGCACCGCACAGCAAUGGUGCAACGACGGAGGGUGACACUCCUAAUGAGCCGGGUGACGUUCGAGUGUGCAGCAAAAAGAAGGUUAGUCAUGAAGUCAAAAAUUCUGAAUAGAAUCCGGUCCGGUGAAGCGUUACUGUAGCAUUACGUCGUUAAGUUAUCGAUAUCGUUAUAUAUAUAUUCUGAAACUCGUCUAAUGGGUAGCAAUGAUAGAUAGAUAGAUAAGUAUAUAUAUAUUUUGUAUGCAGCAGCUUUAACUGAUAAAUAAACUCAAACCCUAAAAGUUGUAAAUGGCAAGGUAA